Etheostoma cragini (Arkansas darter) is the source of this 2593-nucleotide messenger RNA. It is a transcript of the gene slc2a1b, whose product is annotated as solute carrier family 2 member 1b. The transcript is spliced from 10 exons. Gene Ontology annotation, molecular function: hexose transmembrane transporter activity. Gene Ontology annotation, biological process: monosaccharide transmembrane transport; response to insulin. The record is from RefSeq and is a predicted model, not a curated record. Gene Ontology annotation, cellular component: basolateral plasma membrane; apical plasma membrane. Lineage: Eukaryota; Metazoa; Chordata; Actinopteri; Perciformes; Percidae. The coding region runs from base 375 to 1850 and encodes 491 amino acids.
CUUCCCAGAGAGACUUCUCAAAGCUGGCCAAAGCGGUACUUCUUCAGCAGCCUAACGCCAACAUCCUGGAAGACUUUACACAUCGUGAAGUUGCUGGAGCUGUAAAAUAGAAAAAAACAAAUAAAACGACGCGGGAGAGAAGAAUUCAAGCCAAAGAGACAGCCACACAGAAGACUUAAAGCCUUUCUCUUUAAGAAAAAAAAAAAAACACACCCAAGUGCAGUUUGAAGUAAUUUCUACGGAGCAAAAACCUCCAAGAUGACUGACUUCUGAGCGAAACCCACUGGGGGACCCCGAGGAGCAACUUCUUAUAUCGCCGUCAACUUUAACAACCGAGAAAGACAAAGAAAAAGACGAAUAUUUACGUCGCAGCCAUGGACUCAGGAAAGCGGAUAACGUUUCCGUUGAUGUUGAGUGUGGGAACGGCUGUGAUCGGCUCUCUGCAGUUUGGCUACAACUCCGGUGUCAUCAAUGCCCCUCAAAAGAUCAUUGAGAGGUUCAUCAAUGAGACGUAUUUUGAGCGCUACCAGGAGCAGAUCUCCAAGACCACCCUCACGGCCAUCUGGUCCCUCGCCGUCUCCAUCUUCUCUGUUGGUGGCAUCGUUGGCUCCUUCUCCGUCGGACUCUUUGUCAACCGCUUUGGAAGGAGGAACUCUAUGCUCAUGGCCAAUGUCCUAGCCUUCAUCGCAGCCGCUCUGAUGGGCUUUUCAAAGAUGGCCAACUCCUGGGAAAUGCUGAUUGUUGGUCGUUUUGUGGUGGGCCUCUACUCCGGCCUCUCCACAGGCUUAGUGCCAAUGUAUGUGGGUGAGAUUUCCCCGACAGCCCUACGAGGAGCCCUGGGCACCUUCCACCAGCUGGGCAUCGUUGUCGGCAUCCUGAUUGCACAGGUGUUUGGAUUGGAGUCAAUCAUGGGCAACGACGACCUGUGGCCGCUCCUCUUGGGCUUCAUCUUCAUCCUUGCUUUGAUACAGUGCAUCCUGCUGCCUCUCUGCCCCAAGAGCCCUCGUUUCCUGCUCAUCAACAGGAACGAAGAGAACAAGGCCAAGGCCGUGUUGAAGAAGCUCAGAGGCACCACAGAUGUGAGCUCUGACAUGCAGGAGAUGAAGGAAGAGAGCCGACAGAUGAAGAGGGAGAAGAAGGUGACCAUCCCGGAGCUUUUCCGCUCGCACCUCUACCGCCAGCCCAUCCUGAUUGCUAUCGUGCUGCAGCUGUCUCAGCAGCUGUCUGGCAUCAACGCUGUAUUCUACUACUCCACUCGUAUCUUUGAGAAAGCCGGAGUUGAGCAGCCUGUCUAUGCCACCAUUGGAGCCGGUGUAGUUAACACAGCUUUUACUGUGGUGUCGCUGUUCAUCGUAGAGCGUGCAGGGCGUAGGUCUCUGCACAUGCUGGGGCUGCUGGGAAUGGCUGCGUCUGCUGUCUUAAUGACUAUUGCCAUGGCUCUGCUGGACCAGCUCAAAUGGAUGUCAUAUUUAAGCAUUGUGGCCAUUUUUGCCUUUGUCGCGUUCUUCGAGCUGGGACCGGGUCCCAUCCCCUGGUUCAUCGUGGCAGAGCUGUUCUCACAGGGACCCCGGCCUUCGGCCUUUGCUGUUGCUGGUUUCUCCAACUGGACUGCUAAUUUCAUUGUGGGAAUGACUUUCCAGUAUGUAGAGGAACUGUGCGGCCCCUACGUGUUUAUCAUCUUCACUGUGCUGCUGCUCUUUUUCUUCGUCUUCACCUACUUCAAAGUACCGGAGACCAAGGGCCGGACGUUUGACGAGAUCUCGUCCGGCUUCCGCCAGACGGCUGCCACCGGAGGAGUAAAGCACUCGCCGGAGGAGCUCAACAGCCUGGGAGCAGAUUCUCAGCUCUGAGUGACCGAUCUUCUAACAAACUCUUUCUCAGGCCCAGGAGGGGACGAGAAGAGUCUACUAUCUAGAAGUAGACACAACCGUUGGUAGAAUCAUUUUCACACUCGUCACCACAUUUUGAACGUCAUCACCAAAACACAGAGACAGCCCUGCGGGGUUCUCCGACAUGACGUCCUCUGCUGCCCCUCUCAUGAUGUCACCCACACACAAACAAAAACAAAAAAACUCGAUGGGCACUAUGUCGCCUGAUGUGAAGAGGGGAGUGGAGGAUAGAUGGGGAAGGAAAAGAAGUGUCUGCAUCAAUCAACCAACCUUUUUUUAAUCUCUUUUUUCACUGAAUAUACAUAUAUAUAACUGAUAUGUGCUUAUAGCUUGUUACCGUACAGUCAGUCUCAUUUUACGAGUGCUGUAGCUGUAGAGAUCAGUUCACUGUGCAAAAUACAUGUUUUUAUCAAUCCUACUGUAAAGCGGUAUCACUGUAGACCCGAGCACUGUAGACCCCGUCUCUCCCCAGCAGAUGGGGCACUGCCUUUAAAAAAGGUCUCCGUGCUCCACCGAUGAGAAAUAACUUAUUUGGACCUUUUUGUAGGUUACGGAGUACACAAACAGUGUUAUGUUGGUGUAUUGCUGUAAAGAUUUAGAUAUUCUUAAAGAAAUUUACUAGACUAUCACGUUAAUGCUGUUACUUACUUACUCCUGUUGGGAAAUAUUUUCCUCUUUUUAUCCAAUUCUUCUCUUGUUAGACA